AUGACAGGUCGUCCUCCGCAACAGGGCGGACCGCCACCCGGUGGCCAACGCCGCCUCUCGCAGGGUUCCCAGAGCGGUGGACCUCCUCGCGGGAUGGCUCACCAACGUGGCACGUCGCAGUCUUCCCAACAGGGACGCCCUCCAAACCUAGAUGUUUCCCAGCAAAUCCCGUCGGGCUCGCCUGGUCCGUCUAGCCCCCGUGGGCCGCCAAACCCGUUUGGACCCGGUUUGGGUUUUGAUCCCGCCCGCAACAAGAUAGAAGAAGCGAAGCGCCGGGAAAAGGAAGUUCCCAACCGGAUGGACCUGCCGCCUGAGGCGUACAGCAUGGCACGUUUAUUUCCUGAUGGCAAGAAGCCACUCUUUGCUGCCCGCCCGGGCUACAACGAGAAGGACAAGCCUCUCAACAUUCGGGUGAACCAAUACCGAGUGGAACAGACCAACAGUGUCACUGUGUACCAAUACGCUGUGUCGCUGGUUCCUGAGCCACCCAAGGCCAUCGUCUACAAGAAGUGCUGGGCGUCUCAUGCUGUCCAAAAGCAACUCGAGCGACAGCCCCAGCCAGGCCCCGUCAAAAUUGCGAUUGACCUGGAUGCUGAGGCGGGCAAGACAACCCGCCCGGGGCAUCCUAAUCAGUAUAUCAUGCUGAUUCGGCAGACAAGUGCCAUCUACCUGGACAGUCUGAUGUCAUACCUACGUGGGAAGAGCGGGUGGGAUACUCACAUCUUGGAGUGCAUGAACUUUUUCGAUCACGCUCUCCGUCAGAAGCCGUCGCAGUCCAUGACUGCUAUCCGUCGUAAUUUUUACCACCCGCAGUCGCCGAAGCGCGAUCUCGACGGCACCAUCUAUGCCGCAAAGGGCAUUUACGCAGCGUUCCGGCUCUCUGAGUCGGUUCGCACGGGUGGCAGCGGUCUCGGUAUUAACGUGGACGUUGCCAACACCACGUUUUGGAAGGAUCAAACCCUUGACAAGCUUGUCAUGAACCUGAUCAACAUUUCCAGCGACAAGUGGAACGUUCGCACUGCUACAGAGGCCGCGCAGCUUUUGCGGCCCAUCCAGUGGCACCUGAACACCAAGCUCAAAGAGCCGACCAUGUCCGACGCCUUCAAGGUCAUGCGUCGCCUCCACAAGCUGCGCUUCAAGGUCUUUCACCGGGGCAAGACAAACGACUCGAAGAUCUACACGAUCGCCCGGUUUGCUUGGCACCAGAGAUUCAUGUUUGAGGGUGCGACGUCUGAGACCUACACGUUCACGCUUCGUAAAACUGGAGAGACUCGGACAGUCUACGACCACUAUCUCAAACAAUACGACGUCCCACUUCAGUACCCUAAAUACCCAGUCAUUGAAACGACACGUGACGGGGCGUUCCCUCUUGAAGUCUGCCAUAUUCUUCCCUGGCAGCGCUACAACUUCAAGCUGAAUGGGCAGCAGACGUCUGACAUGAUCAAGUUCGCUGUUACGCGGCCCGCUGAGCGUGCCAAAAGCAUCAUGGAAAAUGUGAAGCGACUGGGUUGGGACUCUGACGAGUACCUGCGCGAGUUUGGCAUCCGUGUCAACCCCGACAUGUCCAAGGUGCAGGCCCGCCUCCUCAAGCCGCCUGUUGUGAGCUACAAGAACGGCAACGCCACCCCUGGCACGAGCGGACGGUGGGAUCUCCGUUCGAAACUGUUCUACAUCAACAACAAAGGCCGGGAGUUGCGUUCGUGGGGAGUUGCUGUGGUGGACAAUUGUAUGGACUUUCCAGCCGUUCAGAACUUCAUCCGCGUCUUUACCAAGACCUUCAAGGAUCACGGUGGCCUUGUCGAGAAGAAACCACACUUGGCGAAAUUUCCCCGCGGCAAAGAUCUGGGUGACGCGUACCAAGAGGCGUACGAUGCCACGACAAAUGUCAACGGCGGAGAGGAUCCGGUCAUCAUGUUUUGGAUUCUGCCUUCCAAAAACUCCUUUCCGUAUUACCGCUUGAAGAAAAACGGCGAGUGUCGCUACGGCAUGGUUUCUCAGAUGCUGAAUGCUGCGCAUGUUGCCAAAGCUCAGCCCCAGUACUGUUCCAAUGUUUCGAUGAAGGUCAACGCCAAGCUCGGUGGCACCACCUGCCGCGUUCCGGCAGAGGGCGGAUCUCCUUCUGCGCCGGCAUUUUUCAACCAGCCUACCAUGAUCAUUGGUCUUGAUGUGUCGCACGGCUCAACCAACAUGAAAGGCGAGCUGGAGCCCUCCAUGGCCGCCAUGGCCGUGUCGUGGGACAAGGACGCCGCCAAGUACUCGGCAUUUUGUCAGACCAAUGGCUACCGCCAAGAGAUUGUCAAUCCAGUUCGGAUGAACAGCAUGUUUGACAAGGCACUUCGGAAGUGGACUGAAACGCUCAACUGCAAGAUGCCUGCGCAUGUGUUCUACUUCCGUGACGGUGUCAGCGAGGGACAGUUUAUACAAGUGAUGGACUUUGAAGUUGCCCAAUUAAAGGAAAUCUUCCAGAAGCGUUGUGGCCGCGUGCCCAAGUUCACUGUUAUUGUGGCCACGAAGCGUCACCACAUCCGCUUCUUCCCAGAGCCCAGCUCUGCCGACCGCAAUGGCAACCCACUGCCUGGUACCCUGGUGGAAAAGGAGGUGACCCACCCUUUCCACUACGACUUCUACCUAUGCUCGCACACUGCCAUCCAAGGCACUGCACGCCCAGUUCAUUACCACGUCAUCCACGACGAAGUCAAGAUGCCACCCCAUCUUUUGCAAAAAAUGAUUUACCAGCAGUGCUACCAGUAUGCGCGCUCGACAACCCCGGUGUCUCUACACCCGGCGGUUUACUAUGCUCACAUAGCUGGUGACCGUGCUCGGGCUCAUGAAAACGUUGAAUCGGAUCGCAAGGACCCGGAGCUCAUCAAGAAAUCGGUGGAGAACUGGACGGCGAAGAAGUCCUCGGGUAGCAUCACGCAUCCGACGGAGUCUCUUCCUCUUCUGCCAUUCGGUGCCAAGGAGUCCCAUGAGAAGAAUCGCAACUUCACGCCGUGGACGAUGUGGUUCAUCUAA
This is a messenger RNA of Sporothrix brasiliensis 5110, 3015 nucleotides long. RefSeq names its product eukaryotic translation initiation factor. The transcript is spliced from 4 exons. Bases 1 to 3015 code for a protein of 1004 amino acids. Gene Ontology annotation, molecular function: RNA binding; protein binding. Lineage: Eukaryota; Fungi; Ascomycota; Sordariomycetes; Ophiostomatales; Ophiostomataceae. The record is from RefSeq and is a predicted model, not a curated record.